Molecule: messenger RNA, 9581 nt
Organism: Talpa occidentalis (Iberian mole)
Lineage: Eukaryota; Metazoa; Chordata; Mammalia; Eulipotyphla; Talpidae
Gene: ZNF584
Product: zinc finger protein 584
Exons: 5
Coding region: 12-1445 (477 amino acids)
Biological process (GO): regulation of immune system process; negative regulation of transcription by RNA polymerase II; regulation of cytokine production
Source: RefSeq, a predicted model, not a curated record
GCCCGGUCCCGAUGGCCGCGGAGGGGCGCGGAGAAGGCGCGCUCGGUGACCAGCCUGCGUGGGCGCCCUGCGAGUCCAGCAGCCCUGUGAGGGGAGAGGCGCCAGCCGCCCUGAGACCCCUGGAGUCCUCCGAGGGAGGCCCUUUGCCAGCUAUUGCUCCCACUGCACAUCGGAGUGCAUCAUUUCAGGGGCUGGUGAACUUUGAGGAUGUGGCCGUGUAUUUCUCCCGGGAGGAGUGGGGUCUCCUUAACUUGACCCAGAGGAGCCUGUACCGGGAUGUGAUGCUGGAGAACUUCGCACUCAUUGGCUCACUGGGAUUUGCACCUGCUACGUCCCAUGUGGUUGCCCAAUGGGAGGAUGAAGAAGAGCCCUGGCUCCCCAGCAAUGUGGGCGUGACUCUGGUUAGCAGAACAGAGGCCAGGAGGGGCCCUGGUCUGGGUUGUCUAGGUGGCCUGGGGGACGCGGAGGCCCCUCCUAAGCCGGUGACGAGCCACAGACGCCACCUGUCAGAGAAGCCGUUUAUGUGUGGAGGGGCCGGGGAGAACGUUCCAGCUACCGUAGGCCGCCUCCAACGCCAGGCCGCCCGCAGGGAGGGGGGGCCAGCCGGGAACCCCAGGCACCGGGAGGCCGCCCCGCCCCGCGCCAGCUGCCCGCAGCGGCAGGAGGGCCACACCCCGCAGCGGACCUUCAAGUGCAGCGGCUGUGGGAAAGCCUUCCUGAAGGCCUUCUCCCUCCUUGACCACCUCGUCACGCGCUUCAAAGAGCGACCCUCCAGAGGCCUGAAAGGUAGCAACACCCCAAGGGAGAACCCAACCCAUGUUCCUCCCCGAAAAACGCACACUGGAGAAACAUCUCAUGCGUGUUUGCAGUGCGGAAAGACCUUCAGUUACCCGCCUAAACUGAGGAAGCACCAGAAGGUUCACACGGGUGUAAAGCCUUUCAAGUGUGGGGAGUGUGGGAAAACCUUCAACCGCAAAGACGCUCUUGUUCUUCACCAGAGAGUUCACACUGGGGAAAGGCCGUACGAGUGCGCCGAGUGUGGCAAAGCCUUCAGCGUCCUGUCUACUCUCAUUCGGCACCGGAAAGUUCACAUUGGAGGAAGACCUUACGAGUGCAGGGAAUGUGGGAAGCUCUUUAAAUAUCAGCAGAGUUUCAUUCUUCACCAGAGAGUUCACGCCGGGGUACGGCCUUACGCGUGCAAGCAGUGCGCGAAGACGUACGUGACCCGCUCGGGCCUGUACCAGCACUGGAAAGUCCACACUGGAGAACGGCCCUAUGAGUGCAGCUUGUGCGGGAAGACCUUCACCACCAGGUCCUACCGCAACCGGCACCAGCAGUUCCACGCUGAAGACAGGUCCUUUGAAUGUACCGAAUGCGGGAAAGCCUUCAAACACGGUUCCACCCUCCUUCAGCACAAGAAAGUCCACGCUGGCGAAAAGCCUUAGGAAGACGGGGUGUGGGGAGGCUUUUAGCUAUGGCUGACGCCUCAUUGAACAGGCAGGGCCUCACUCCAGAAGGAGGUGAGGAGGGUAGCCGUUUGAAAGAAGCUAAACUUGAUCCACCCCAACACCCACCCUCGGGUGGUGCCGCCAGGUAUGUGGGAAGCUUUCGGGAGCCGCACUGCGCUCUGACCUGCCCGCUGUCGGGUGGUGGCGUUCAGCCACGCCCGAGUCCGUGGCCAAAGUUAUCCCAUCUUUGCCUCCUGGCGGGGUCCUGUGAUGGGGAUCCGUCGCCCCGUGUGCUCAGGCAUGGUGGACUGCCGUACUGUCGCCUCUGUGUGGGAGACAAUCAUGAGAAGGGGAGCUCAUAAUGAGCCUCGUUCUCUCCCCCGAGAACGUUGGGUGUGGACCUAAGCUAGUCUGGCCAAGACUAUGGGCAGCGUCUGCUGGGGGCUUAACCUUUUUAGAAAGCAGUGUUGACACUGCGUGUGGUGUCAUGGAUUUAUCUAGCCCUCGAACUGACUCACCUUGCUCGAAAUAUGCUAAAGAUCUCGUCCUGUUAGCCACCGUCAGUGUUGGGGAUUCUGAUCCCUCUAUGUGGAGGAAUCGAGAACAGAACUGGGCUGGUGAAUAUAGAACAUGACCUCUGUGGGAGUCCCUGACUCUUACAGUUUCGGUCAAGGCCUAGUUUGCACUGGUGCUUGAGAUCUCUGGGUGAAUCUUAUAACCCGGGUGCCAGGUUUAUUUGCAGGUCCAGAGCUCACCUUGUAUAACGGGGCACUCGGUGUGUGAUUCCAUCAUGUAUCUGGGGACAUGAGCUGGGUUCCUGGGGGACGGUGCACAAUCUCGAGCAUUGCUAAGCAGCAGCUGUUUCCAAAAAUCAGCUCAGGGGCUGAGGUUUCUGAAAUCUAGAAAGUGGAGUCAUUUCUAGAUUGACCAUAGGCCCUCAGGGGGCACAGUGAGUGGGCUUAAGAAAGACCUGUAAAGCAAGUGGGCACGGAAAUACUGAGUUAAGCAGUGGGGCCUGGAGCCUGGUAAACCAGAGGGCCUGAGCUGGUCCUGCAGAGGCAUCUACACGUUUCAGCGAGUCUGGAGUGGCGGCCCUGUUGCCUGUGGCCGAGGUCUGCAGGUCUGCUGGGUUCUCGUAGCCUUCCUGGGCAUGUUUACCUUGUGGCCAUCACCGCAGGACCUGGGGAAAGAGCCAGCGGUCCUGGGGUGUUUGGUUUGUUUUCGUGGUUUUUGGAUGUGGCUUUUGUGACCCAGCCUGUGUUCCUCAGUUUUGGACUGUGGCUUUUGCUGCCCUGUCAGCGGGUGCAAAGGGGAGAUGUGGUGGAACCAAUCUGGUUUGUUGCACCUUUAAAAAUGGAAAACAUUUUCCUGAAUGGCAAAUAAAACUGUGUUGGAUGUCACUGUGUUCCUGGUCCAAAAAUUGGGCUUCCUGUCAAGGAAUUGUUUGCUGGGAGGCAUGUUUGGGAGGGCAGUAGCGACCCGCAGUUUGGGGGGCUUCGGGCGAGUCUUGAGCCAGUAUCUUGUGCUGAAGUUGGCAAACACUGCUGCCUUUUCUAACUGGGGUGAUUGCUCAUGCCUCUGCCCCCGUCGGUGGGAGGGGGGAUGACCACAGAUGGGAAAUCCCCAGCAGGUAGGGAGUUUGCACCCCGUCUGCUCACUUUCUCCCCAACACCAUAAGGUACAGGCCCACACAGGCUGGCUCAGCACCUCCUCCCUUGGUGUAAUCACUGUCUGCCUCAGUGAGGGUCUGAGCUCGGUUCAGUUGAGCCAGGUAAGGCUCAGGUCUCCAAGCAGCUGGGGCAGGGCAGAUGUUGGUCAUCAGAGCUGACUCCUUUGUGCCCUUGCAGGGUCACAGCUCACAAAAUGGCCCAAGGCACAUGGCGAAAGGGUCCUCUGACUUGGCCUGAACGACCUUCUGGUCUCCCACCGGGUCCUUGUGUACAGCAGCAAACCUGCUGGAGUGGAGGCGGAGGCUAAGGUCUCCUGGUGAUGGUGGGACAUCCUCAGCAAACCCUGGCCCUUGUGAGCCUUGACCUGCGCAGAACAGUAGUGUGGAGGGAGAUCACUCUCCUUCACUCUCAGCCCAAACCCCACCGCGGAAGCCAACGCCGGCAACUCGUUGCAGCCUGUCUUUCUGCCCUGCCUGUUCUCAGGAGUCCACCCAGCAGGCCCUGGCUUGUGUUCAUGCUGCCGCCUCGGUCCCUCUGCCAUGCCUGCUGUGAGCUUGGUACCUCAGCCGGCAAGCGGGCAUGUGCAGUUCUGCUUUAUCCACCUCUGAAAGCAAACUACUGUCCUAAGGGGUCCGUGCAGGCAGCAGGCUGUGACUGGCACAUUACCUGUCUGUCUCCAUCUACGAGAGAGCCUUUGUGAAGACCAAUCUUCAGACAGCUCUUACUUCUGGUAUUAUGGAAGAGAAGCUGCAUGUACUGGCUUAGCUGCAGAAUACUUUGUGAUGUAGGAGCUGGUGCCACGGAUGAAGGUUUGAGAGCAAAUACUGGUGUUGGGAGUAUUUCGCUUUGGCAAAGUCUGAACUAAAAAAGGGUAAACUAGGGGUCUCCCUGGUGGUGCAAGGGGUUAAGUCUCAGCACUCUGAAAGCUAUUGGCAGUGGCCUGAGUUUGAUCCCCUCCAGGCAGCUGACCCACAUGGUGCGGCAGACCUCUCCUGUCUCCCCGCUGCUCCCCUCAGCAGUGGAUUUCAGUAGAUGCGCUUGUUCUGUUCCCCACUCUGUCUCUGGACCUCUCGCAACCCCCAUCCCCAACACCUCUGGCUGUGAAGAGGUCUGCUGUGCCCUCUGGGUAGCUCCCUGGCUGGGGAUUGAACUCAUGCUGCAGUGGCUGCAGAUAGUGUCAUAGUGCUGAGACUCUUGUGCCACCAGGGAGGCCCAGAAAGUUUUUUUUUUUUUUUCCUUAAAGAUUUAUUUAUUUGUUUAUACAAGCACUGGGUACAGUCAGAAGUGCGGGAGGGUGACAGAAUUCACCAGAGCCAGAGCGGGGAGCAGAGCAGGCAGAAGGACCGAAGGACACUGCUGAGGGGAGCAGUGGGCGCAACAGGAGAGGCCUGUCACGCCAUGGGGGACCCUCGCCGGCAGCCCGGGGAUCGAACUGGCGCUGCAGAGGCUGCGGGCCACUUUGCAGACCAGUGCUCAACCGCUGCGCCACCAGGGGAGGCCCCCAGAAAGUAUUUUUCAUUCAGAAAUGGAAGUUCAAAUUUUGGAGGAUACUGGGAGAAUUUUGGUUGCACUGGAAAAAAUUAAAAUUUAUGUCAGUGAUAGAAAAUGAGAAAAUUAUGUUAGCUUUUGCGUAAAAAAUAAGAAAUCCUUUAUUGAUUAAUAGCCAUUUAGCCAAAACCCAAAGUCAGAAGAGACUAAAAGGGAUCUGAACGAUUUCACUAUUUGAGUUCCAGGCCCAAAUUUAAGAACGGCAAAAUAAAGUUCAGUCAAUAGAGGGGACAUGAGGUAAGUAAUAAAUACCUAAAGAUAAAUAGUUCCAGGGCCUCCCUGGUGACCUAGGGGUUAAUUGUCAGCACUAUCACUGCUGAGGCCUAAGUCUCAUCCCCAUCCAAGGAGCUGACCCACCGGGCGCAACACACUUCCAUCUCCCCGCUGCUCCCCUCAGCAGCGCAUUUCCGUGGAUCCACCUGUUCCGCUCCCCACUCUGUCUCUGGUGAACCCUCCCCCCUCCACAUCUGUCCCGCACUCCAGUUCUUGUAAGCAUAAUCUGUAAAAAAAUGAAAUAAUGUAUUAAAUUCACCAUCUCUGUGAAUUCUAAUGUCCUUAAAAGAAAUGCAAAUCUCUUCCAUCAUCCCAUAUGCAUAUCUGCCUUUCCCUGUAAUUAUCAGGACAGUCACCUAUUUGUCUUCAUGAUCUCCUUCAACCAAAGUAACUUGCUUUUUACAAGACCAAGAGAAAGUGAAGCGAAUGGAGUUUCAGUACUUCUUAGCCGAUUUCUCUUUGUGAACACACCAUUCAUACAAUUUUAACAAAUUUGGGGUUUCAGAAAUACAGAGCAAACAUAUCUGCUACACAAUGCACUCAUGUAGAUUGCGCUGACCUAACACAGUAAUUGAGUUUUUUUUAAAUAGGCGAUAAACACAUUACACAAGAUUCCGAACCUUAACCUUCUGAAGUCCCAGACCUGGCGACUGUGUAUUGAAACCGGCACCCUGUGUCCAUUUGUGUGCUGGGCAGCAAGACUGUGAAGCCAGAGACAUCUGCUGAUUGACCAGAAAUCCUCCUCAGGUUACAGAAGCCCCUUCCUUGGAUGACAGGUUAUGUCUCUGCCCGAGUUCCUGCCAAGGGUGAUGGGUGCCAGAUGCAGCUGGAGGGGAGGUGAAUUUGCUUUGAUUGUGGCCUCAGCUCUUGAGGGGCUCUGGAUACUCUUACCGGACACACUGAUGCAGAACAGGGGCUGCACCUAUGUGGGAUGGCCUGUGUCCCCGCCCCCUAUUACAUCCCCUCUAGCGUUCAUCCACAUACAGUGCCCACGGGCCCGUGUGACCUGCGAGUGUGCAGUCUCCUCAUUAGGCACAAGAAGGCAGCUUCUCCUAACGUAGAUCUAGAAACCCAGACUUCUGCCUGAGAUUAGGAACUUGCCCCCGGCUCAGCAGUAGUGUUGCAGAUGAAUUUCUUCCUUCCUCAGGGGCGCUCUGGGCACUCAAGGACUUGAAAGUCAAGCUGCUCACAUCACUGAAUCGAGCCCUUCAGAUACUAGUGCCAGGUAAGCACAAACCAACAGGCGUUCCUACUACACUGAGGCAGACCUGCGGGCUCCCUCCCAGUCACUCCCCAGCCCACCCAUUUCCUGUAACCUGUCACACCCCCACCCCCAAGCUUGAAGGUGACUUGACAAAUCAGGUCUUUAUUAUACAGUACAGAACCACGUAGUGGUGCCAGGAGGGAGUGGCUUCUGGGCCCACUGGCCACACAUCUGAGGUUAUAUGCAGAAUCAACCACUUCCACGAUGAACAUCCAUCUCCCCAAAGUCCCAACCAGAGAACCCCAAGGCCCCUCGACCAGCGUGGGGUGAGUUCAUCCCCCGAGGCAGCGAGCAAGGGUCUGGGCAAUACUGGUUUCCUACAGGAAAGGGGAGGGGAGGCCUUGGGCCUUGUGGGGAGGCCGGCUGCAGAUGCUUGGAUCUAGAUGCUCUGGAAAGAGGUUUGUGCUCAAGGUCCCGGUUGCCCCGAAAGGGCAGAAGAGUUUCUGAAGGUUUCUCUACAUCGGCGAUGCGUGUAGGGAAUAUCGCUGUGGGUGUUGUGUGCGGCCAAAGACUAUUUCCAUGAGGCUUCACUCAAGUAUGAAUCUUUGUAUGCUGAGCAAGGUUGCAAAGGCGGCUGAAAUUUUUCCCACAGUGUCUGCACUCGUAAGUCCUUUCUUUGCUGUGAACUGUCUGGUGUCGGAUGAGUGUGGACCUUUCACUAAAGGCUUUUCCACAUUCGCUGCACCCAUAGGGCCUUUCCUGUGUGUGAACUCUCUGGUGGCGAACUAGGUGGGAAUUGCUGCUGAAGGCUCUCCCACAUUCACUGCACUCAUAAGGCUUUUCUCCAGUGUGAACUCUCCAGUGAUAGAUGAGGCUGGACUUUCUGCUAAAGAAUUUCCCACACUCACUGCACUCGUAAGGUCUUUCUCCGGUGUGAACUUUCUGAUGUUUAAUGAGAAUGGAGCUUUGGCUAAAGAAUUUCCCACACUCAGUGCACUCAUAAGGCCUUUGUGUUGUGUGGACUCUGCAGUGCUCAGUCAGACUGGAGCUGUGAGCAAAGGCUUUCCCACAGACGUUGCACUCAUAGGGCCUCUCUCCGGUAUGAAUUCGCCAGUGCUGGAUCAGACUGGAGCUGUGAGCAAAGGCUUUCCCACAGGCGUUGCACUCAUAGGGCCUCUCUCCGGUAUGAAUUCGCCAGUGCUCGAUCAGGCUGGAGCUGCGGCUGAAGGCUUUUCUGCAUUCACUGCACUCAAAAGGCCUAUGUCCGGUAUGUACUUUCUGGUGCUUGAUGAGGGUGGAGCUAUUGCUGAAGGCUUUACCACAUUCACUGCAUCCAAAAGGCCUUUCUCCUGUGUGAACUUUCUGAUGUCGGAGGAGGUGGGAGCUUUGGCUAAAAUCUCUUCCGCACUCGCUGCACUCAAAGGACCGUUCUCCAGUGUGAACUUUCUGGUGCUGAGCAAGGUUGUAGUUAUUGUUAAAAGCUCUUCCACACUCGCUGCACUCAUAAGGCCGUUCUCCAGUGUGAACUCUCCAGUGCUGAAUGAGGGCAGAGCUGCGGCUGAAGGCUUUACCACACUCGCUGCACUCAUAAGGCCUUACCUGGCUGUGAACUUUCUGAUGCCGAAGGAAAUUAGAGCGCUGGCUGAAGGCCUUUCCACAUUUGUUGCACUCAAAUGGCCGUUCUCCCGUGUGAACUUUCUCAUGCCGAGCAAGGUGUGACCUGUUAUUGAAGGUUUUCCCACAUUCGCCGCACUCAUAAUACUUUAAUCCAAUGUGGAACUUCUGGUGUUUUCUCAGUUUAGAGGGAUCACUAAAAGCAUUCCCACACACCAGGGACACUUCUUCAGCAUGAAAUGUGUGAUGAACACGGGUUGAUUCAUCCUCUAAGGUGCUUCCAGCUGUUGGACAUCCAAAUAGUAUUUCUUCAGAAUGAGUUCUCAGGUGGCUAAGGAGUGCAGAGUCCUCCUGGAAAGGGUUUCCACAGUCACUGAACUUGAGGAGAUUCUGUGUAUUAAGAACUUCUUGGAGCUCCGUGAGAUCAGAACUGUUUGGGAGGGCAUCCCUGCACUCAGUGCUCCCGUGUGGACUCACGCUGCCGUCAACGGCCAGGUGCUGGAGGAGGACAUGGCUACCUGAGGCAGCCCUAUCUUGUCCAUCAGUGAGGGGUUUCUCUGACAGGACUCUGGGGCUCUUCACAAGUGAGUUCCUAUUCUCAUCCCCUGUGAAGGGUUUCUCUCCGUUAGGCUCCUCGCGGUGCUGGUGAAAGUUUGCACCAAACCAAAAUUCUCUCCCGCAUGUUUCACAUGUGUGCGAUUUCUCCUCAGAAUGUGCUCCUUGAUACUCACCCAGGUAAAACACAUCGUUCAAGAGUGGGCCACACGUGUCACAGUGAUCAGCCUCCUGGGUGGAAAUCUUGACCUGUGACACCCUUUCCUCAGAAUCGGUCUGUCUGGAACAGUUGUCAUUAUCUUCUCCUCCAUGCCGACAACCUGGAAGCAGGCAAACGGCCAGUUAGUGGAGUGUUCUGCCGUGGGGAAAAGGGUGACAUUAGAAAUGACAGGCCAGGGGGCCCAGAAUAAAACCGGAAGGCUCACUAUCCAGGACAGGGCUCAGCCGAGUCACAGAACAAGGCAAGGAUACACGACGGGGAUAAAGGACUGGGAUAGACAUUCCUGCCAAAAAGCUACACACACACACACACACACACACACACACACACACACACACCCCAGUGGUCAAUAAGCACAUGAAAGUUGUUCAACACCAUUAGUCACUAGGAAAAUGUAACCGAAACCCACAAUGAGCUAGCACGUCACACUCUCAGGUAGCUGUAAGGAAAAGGCCAAUAACAAGCAUUGAGGAAAGAGAUAAACUGCAAAUAGGGUAAAUGGGAAUGUAAAUGGUGCUAUCCAUUUGGAAAAGUUGGCAAUCCCGUUCCCGUCUGUACCCAAGAGAGAUGAAAACAUGUGCACAGAAACUCGUACAAGAGUGUCCACGGAACCAUUUCUCAUAACAGCCAAAAAGUGGAAACAGGUCAGAUUUCCAUCAGCUAAUGAAGGGAUAAAGAAACUGCAACAUGCAUACAGUGGAGAAUUAGUUGACUGUAAGAAGCCAUGGAGUACUGAUACGGGCUCCAGCAUGCACCAAACUUGAGAACAUUAUGCUAAGCGAUAAGCCACUCACCAGGAAACAUGUGAAUCUGCCUACAUGAAAUAUCUAGAACAGUCUCUAUUGUCAGAAAGUAGAUAGGUGGUUGCCUCGGAUUGGUGAUGAGGGAUGAAAGAUGAGGAGUGACUGCUAAUUUAGAGAUAAUGACAAUGUCCUAAAUUAGAAUAUGUUUUGCAUCAGUACGCUAAAUUGUAUAAUUUAAGAUGGUGAACUUUAUAAUAUGUCUCGGUAAAGCUGUGUUUUAAAAAUGUCUCAUGGAGAGAGCGUUGU